This is a messenger RNA of Drosophila mauritiana, 632 nucleotides long. RefSeq names its product phospholipase A2 (gene sPLA2). The coding region runs from base 18 to 578 and encodes 186 amino acids. The transcript is spliced from 2 exons. Gene Ontology annotation, biological process: arachidonate secretion; phospholipid metabolic process. The record is from RefSeq and is a predicted model, not a curated record. NCBI's taxonomy places the organism in Eukaryota, Metazoa, Arthropoda, Insecta, Diptera, Drosophilidae.
ACUGCCGAAGCUGAGACAUGUGGCUGCUGCGCGGAGGGUUCUUUUUUGGGCUACUGGCCAUGGCUUUGGCCUUCGGCGACGAGGCUAUCUUCGAGGACGAGGACAUCUACAACCAGGCGCUGCCACCGGUUCCCCACACGGGCAUCACGGUGCCCGGAACCAAGUGGUGCGGACCGGGCAACACGGCGAAGAAUUUCGAGGAUUUGGGCCGCGAACGGGAGACGGACAAGUGCUGUCGUGCGCACGACCAUUGCGACGAGAUUAUCGAGUCCCACGGAGCACUCCACGGACUGCCCACCAACACAGACUGGUUUCCCAUCCUUAAGUGCACCUGCGAGCAGCAGUUCAUCAACUGCCUGCAGGCAGUGAACAGCAUCACCGCCAAUACCCUGGGACGGAUCUACUACGGCAGCAGGAGCAGGUGCUUCGCCAACGGACAUCCCACCACCGGAUGCAAGCAGUACCAGGAGGGCACCUUCCGCAAGCGCUGCAUCCGCUACCAGGUGGACAAGUCCAGAGCCAAGGUCUGGCAGUUCUACGACAUGCCGUUCUUCACAAUCCCAGCGUCGGCGGGCUGACAUGAGAUCAACGAUUUGUAGACAAGAUGAUUACAUUACCUGAUACACACAUCA